AUGAUUGAAGGUCGUCUACUCGCCAAGCCCGACAUUGGUCAACAUCUCACAAGUCCCUUCUUCCCCUAUCGUCUCUGCACUGCCAUCAACACAAACAUCGAUCACUUUCACUCUCUGAUCACACAUGUCCAGUCACAACAGCAACAACAACAACAGCAAGUAAUAGUCAAUACAUUGUUGUCACGACUGACACGUGUAGAUGUGUUCUCAUUUGGCGCCACACCAAUCAAUGAGAGUAAUGAGAGCACGGUAAAGAAGUUGUUUGGCAGUAUCAAUCAAUCAUUGAGGAAGAUUACAUUGCGCACACCCUUUGAUAGCACAACUGCAAUGGACACAUUGAUACUUCAUGUACUAGAGCAUCAGUAUCCACACCUCUCAACUAUAUCCAUUCACUUUCUCGAUGGUAUUGGAUCAUAUGAUAGUGUACUGUCGCUGUUGGAGAGAUGCGCGCCCACCCUGACCAAGCUGAGCUUCUUCUCAAUCUUCAACACUCGCCACACCGACAUGAAUGUGUCGCCGAUGGAGCGCGAGGCCACCACCAAGUUCUUUGAACGAAUGUUUGGCAUCCUCUCCAUCACAAACAGUCGCGUUCAAUCAUUGCUCAUCAAGAGGUUGUACUUUGGCGAGUUGCGACCAUUCCUUCGCGGACUCUACACAAUGCAGCACAUCAAGAAGCUCAAGCUGCUCUCAUAUUCAUACUACACGCGUCCCGAGAUGGAUGACUUCAACACUGGACUCGUAGAGUUUGUGCAAACGCGCAAGCUCACCAUCCUCAAUACGCCAUUUCCAGUGGGAGCCGAUCUCCUCACAGCCAUCAUGUCCAAUGCAAGCAUCGUCCGUCUGCGAAUCACUCCCUUGGCCAUGGCCAAGCUUCCUGCCACAUUGCGGAGCUUGAUCCUUGACAAUGAGACACCACCUACAGUGUUUACGACAUUGAUCACAUUGAACCCAACAUCCAACCUUGUGCGAUUACUCCUGUUUGAGCAUCGACACUACCUCACUGCCGACAACUUUGAUCAAUUCCUCGACUUUAUGCGAACGAGCAAGUCGCUGUCCACGUUGUUCCUAGGUGACUACCUAUUCCUCACGGACGAACAAAAGGUGUUGUUGAUCACAGUGUUGGUACGUGAGACAAGUUUACAAUCAUUGCUCAUUGGAAUGACCGACCCUGAAGACCAUAGUAUGGUCACAAACAAUCAGGACAGUAUAAUAGCACGCACUACAAAGGAGUUUGAUGACCUCCAAUACCUACUUUCACAGCUGGCACUAUAUCCACAGUCCAACAUUGAUCACAUACUCUUUGAGAUCAUCGACCGAAAGUUGUUUGAACAGAUGAUGAUUGAUCGACACAUGGACCUUGGCAACUUUGUCUUCCACUACUACCAUCACUCAUUCGCCAUGAAGUUCCACAAGGUCAAGCAAUCAUGGCUACAAUGA
Acytostelium subglobosum LB1 is the source of this 1437-nucleotide messenger RNA. RefSeq lists its product as hypothetical. NCBI's taxonomy places the organism in Eukaryota, Evosea, Eumycetozoa, Acytosteliales, Acytosteliaceae. The coding region runs from base 1 to 1437 and encodes 478 amino acids. The transcript has a single exon. The record is from RefSeq and is a predicted model, not a curated record.